Messenger RNA from Microdochium trichocladiopsis, 1485 nucleotides. RefSeq lists its product as uncharacterized. Gene Ontology annotation, molecular function: 2-octaprenyl-6-methoxyphenol hydroxylase activity; FAD binding; oxidoreductase activity, acting on paired donors, with incorporation or reduction of molecular oxygen, NAD(P)H as one donor, and incorporation of one atom of oxygen. The transcript has 2 exons. The record is from RefSeq and is a predicted model, not a curated record. Gene Ontology annotation, biological process: ubiquinone biosynthetic process. Gene Ontology annotation, cellular component: mitochondrion. Lineage: Eukaryota; Fungi; Ascomycota; Sordariomycetes; Xylariales; Microdochiaceae. Bases 1 to 1485 code for a protein of 494 amino acids.
AUGCUCCAGCUCUGCCGGAGCUGCAGUCGCCAUUUGCGGACACGACAAGCUCGUAGAACAUAUGCGAGCACAACAUCACAACCAGAUAUUUACGAUGUGGUCUGCGUGGGCGGCGGCCCAGCCGGCCUGAGUCUCCUCACAGCCCUUCGCUCGAACCCGACAACAGCAGGUCUCCGAGUCGCCCUCGUCGAGGCGCAGGACCUCUCCAAGACCCGAGGCUGGAAACUCCCGCCCGAUCGCUUCUCGAAUCGAUGCAGCUCUUUUACGCCGACCUCGGCGAACUUUAUGAAUACCAUUGGCGCAUGGCGGCAUCUCCAACAGGACCGAGUACAGCCGUACCAUGAGAUGCAGGUCUGGGAUGGCGUCAGCGGUGCGCGGAUCGAGUUUGACUGGGAGCCGCGGCAAGAUGGACAUAGCGACGGCGGCGGCAGCAGCAGCAGCAGCAGGACAAUCGCCUACAUGACCGAGAACCUGAACCUCACUUCCGGACUGCUCAGCAGACUCGACGAACUCGGCGGCACUGUGAUCUACGACAACGUCAAAGUCGAGAACAUUGCCUUUGGGGAAGAGAGCGAGGAAGACGGCGGCCUGGAUCUGCGGGAGUGGCCGAUCGUGCAGCUCACGGGCGGCAAGCAGCUUGCGGCGCGGCUCCUGGUCGGCGCGGAUGGCGCCAACAGUCCCGUGCGCGCAUUCGCGGGAAUCGGCAGCCAGGGCUGGGACUAUGACCGGCACGGCGUCGUCGCGACGCUGCAGCUCGAGGGCGCCGGAUGGGGCGGCGACGACCUCAAGACGGCGUAUCAGCGAUUCCUCCCCACAGGGCCCAUCGCGAUACUGCCACUUCCCGGCAACCACGCCAGCCUGGUAUGGUCCACCACGCCAAGCAACGCCAGGCUGCUCAAGAGCCUGUCCCCGCAAGACUUCAUCGCGAGCGUCAACGCCGCGUUCCGCCUCGGCGUCACGGACCUCGAGUACAUGCACACGCUCACGUCGGGCGGGCAGGCGGACGAGCUGAAGUGGCGGCUCGAGCACACGCGCCUCGACCCGUACGCGGUGCCGCAGGCCGUGGUCGGCGUGCAGGAGGGCACCGUGGCCUCGUUCCCGCUCAAGAUGCGCCACGCGGACACGUACAUUGGCGAGCGGGUCGCGCUGGUCGGCGACGCCGCGCACACGACGCACCCGCUCGCCGGGCAAGGGCUGAACCAGGGCCAGGCGGACGUCGAGAGCCUCGCCAGGACGGUCGAGUAUGCCGUGGCGCACGGCAUGGACAUUGGCACGCAGCUCUCGCUCGAGGCGUACAACUCUGAGCGGUACGCCGCGAACCACGUCCUGCUCGGGGUGAUUGACAAGCUGCACAAGCUGUACUCGGUGGGCAGUGGGCCGCUCGUGCCGCUGCGGUCGGUCGGGCUGAACGCGGUGAAUGCGCUGAGGCCGCUGAAGCGGUUCUUCAUGGAGCAGGCUGCUGGAAGCGGUGGAAAGAUGUUCUAA